UCUGGUGUUUCCGUGUGUAGUGUUGUUACCUAGACUGAGCUGUGACUGGACUAAGUGCAGAUGUUUCAUUAUUGAGCGUCAUUUCACGCCAAUUGUCCGCUCUGCGAAAUUGUCACCAUGAAAUCGUCUCUUCUGCUUCUACUGUGCUGUGCUUUUUCAGCACUGACGGUGGCUCAAGUGGACAAGGCUCCUGCAACUUUGACCCCUGCCAAAAAGUUUGUGACUGACCAAACAAGUGUUUCACCUGUUCCCUCCACCAAGGCUACAACGCCUGUUCCCUCCACCAAGGCUACAACGCCUGUUCCCUCCACCAAGGCCACAACGCCUGUUCCCUCCACCAAGGCUACAACGCCUGUUCCCUCCACCAAGGCUACAACGCCUGUUCCCUCCACCAAGGCUACAACGCCUGUUCCCUCCACCAAGGCUACAACGCCUGUUCCCUCCACCAAGGCUACAACGCCUGUUCCCUCCACCAAGGCUACAACGCCUGUGCCUUCCACUAACGCUACAACCAAAGCUGCACCCUCCACCAACGCUACAACGCCUAUGCCUUUCACCAACACAACCACAACACCGACGUCGCCUCCUUCUCCUCCUGAACCCACGCCGCCCGCCAAAUUGAACGUUGGGAUCUACAGCCUGAAGAAGGGCAAGGUGGUCUGCCUGAUGGCUCAAAUGGCACUGCAGAUCCGCCUGAUGACACCAAAGGCCAAUGGGACCUUUGUGAUUCAGCCUAAUAAGACCAAAGCAGUCGGGGAGUGUCAGGAGAACAUGGCUAACCUCACACUGGUCUUCCAGGAGGGUUUUAUCACCUUUAUGUUCAACAAGAGCUUGGCUGAAAACAAGGUCUAUGUGGAUGCUCUGUCUUUUGUCCUGUCCUACCCUUUCAGUACAGCCAACGGACAUUACUCCGCCAGCAACCAGUCGAUGAGAAGCUUUGCCGCAAAAAUCGGCCACUCGUAUUCCUGCAAGAGCGAUUCGCUCUACAUGGGGAAUGGACUGUCUUUGGAUGUCAAGCAAAACAGGAUGCAGGCCUUCAAUCUGACCAAGAGCAAUGACUUUGGCAUCACUGAUCUGUGUGCAGCCGACCAGCCAGAUUAUCGGGUGGCCAUUGGAGUAGGGGUCACGCUGCUGGUGCUUAUUUUGGUGGUAGUGGUGGUCUACCUGUUGGGCCGCAAGAGGAGGACCGAUGGCUACCAGUCUCUGUGAGGCCAGCCAUGCCCCAGGGGUGGCUGGGUAAGAAAGAGUGUGCUCUCAAGGGCACCAAAAUGCAUAUUUUGCUCAAAAUGUGUGACUGGAAUUUCAUUUGGUUCUUUUUUUUCCACUGUUGACAUUUUGUUUUAGCAUUUUGUUUUAGCAUUUUGUUUUAAAGUGUUGUUUUUACUAUGAGAAUUGUACUAAUGUAGCCCUCAUACACUUAGAUAUGUGUUGCUUUUUUUUUUUUACCAUGAAUUAGCAAAAAGGGAUGUUACUGCAUGUGUUGAUAAUGACAUGUGAUGUACUGAUCAAUUAUAAUUGCACUAAUAAGGGUUACAGCUGAGGUUGUACAUAUAUGGUCAUUUGAAUAAAACCCUUGUUUCUAGCUUUAUGGCUUCAGAUAACAAAACAUGCAAAUUGUUUACAUUCUUGCUUAACACAGCCAAAAUUAAGUGGAACAUAAAAUACAUAUUAAUAAUAUAUUUGUGUUGUGCAUGUUGCCAUUGUGUACGGCGGUACAGUAACAAUCAACAUCGAUGUUGAUUGUUACUGUAGAUGCAUAUUUUUCUCCCUUUGAAUGCUUUUUGUGCCAUUAAAGAACAAUGUUUAUUCCAAUAAUAACCAGUUGAGCCAAUGGGUAACAACAUGGCUUUUUUAACGUUGUAAUGUACCUUUAAAAAACAUGUAUAAAUUUAAACAGAAUGGUAAUAUUAUUAUUACUGGAUUUGACACCUCUUAUUAAAUUGUGGCUGUCAUGCAACCUGGGCUUUCGUAUCAAUGAUUUUAAAUUGGACCGUCAGAUUGGCACAGUGGUGAAAGCCAGCUUUUUUUAUUUACGUCAGCUGGCCAAGGUUAAAAAUCUUUCUAGGCAACAGUUUGAGACAGUAAUCCAUGCAUUUAUUACAUCUCGGCUGGAUUACUGUAACUCUUUGUAUAUUGGUAUUACUCAAUCCUCUCUCUCAUGUCUGCAGCUGGCCCAAAAUGCAGCUGUCCAAAUUUUAACAAACACAAGAAAAAGAGAGCACAAUACUCCUGUUUUAGCCUCCCUCCACUGGCUGCCUGUGUCUUUUAGAGUCCAUUUUAAAAUGAUCUUACUCGUUUUUAAAUCCUUACAUGGUCUUGCCCCACCUUACCUCUCUGAGCUGCUCCACCUCUAUUACCCUACCGGGUCCCUCAGGUCAGCUGAUCAGCUGAUCCUGGAGGUACCCAAAUCAAAGCGCAAUCAAUGUUGCGGGUCCCAAACUCUGGAACGAUCUCCCACUCCAUGUGAGACAGGCCCCUUCUUUGGCUAUUUUUAAGACCCUUCUUAAAACCCACUUUGAUUCACUGGCUUUUCACCCAGCAUGAGACUUUAAACUGUUUUUAACUUUUAACUUUUUUAAUUGUUUUUAACUUUUUAACUGCUUUUUAUCUAACAAAUUGUUCUUAGGGUAAUUUGGAUUUGCUAUUUCAAUGUGUUUUUUAUUUCUCUUUUAAAUGUUAUUUUUUUAGUCUGUCCUUUGCCUUUAUUUUUUUGUAGUGUACAGCCCUUUGUUCUUCAACUGUGGUUGUUUUUAAAGGGCUUUAUAAAUAAAGUUGGUAUGGUAUGGUA
Molecule: messenger RNA, 2788 nt
Organism: Nerophis ophidion (straightnose pipefish)
Lineage: Eukaryota; Metazoa; Chordata; Actinopteri; Syngnathiformes; Syngnathidae
Product: macrosialin-like
Exons: 6
Coding region: 118-1209 (363 amino acids)
Cellular component (GO): membrane
Source: RefSeq, a predicted model, not a curated record